Tetrahymena thermophila SB210 is the source of this 4387-nucleotide messenger RNA. Its product is annotated as zinc finger lsd1 subclass family protein. The transcript has 12 exons. NCBI's taxonomy places the organism in Eukaryota, Ciliophora, Oligohymenophorea, Hymenostomatida, Tetrahymenidae. The record is from RefSeq and is a predicted model, not a curated record. The annotation marks the transcript as partial.
AUGCAAUUCAAAAAUAUUUAAUUCAUUUGGACUGUUAUCUUAGCAAACCUAGUUUAUGGAGCUGAAAAACUCGUUGUAUCACAACUGAAUGGUCUUUUUAGUAGAGCAGAUGUUUCAUGGGUUAGUAAUAGUGUAUUUAUAUGCGGAGCAACUGACUAUACAGAUUUUUCAAGUUCAAGUGUUUUGGGUGUGUUUGGUUUAAAUAAUAAUGUUACUUAAAAUACCUUUAAUCUUCCACCACAUUGGAGUUUCUCUGUCAGAUUUGACCUUAUACUCUCUUAAUCUUUAGAUACUAAUCCAGAUGACGAUACUAUAUUUGUAAAAAUUGAAGGAGUGACAGAUAAGUUCUAAAAAGUAAGUGCAGGUGGUGGAUAUAAGUUAUGUACAACUGGGACUAGUUGGGGUGAUGAAUUAGUCCUUUACUAUAGAAAUUUUACUCAUAAUUCACCUUCUACCACUAUUAAACUUGAAUCAAAAACAAAUGAAGAUAUUACUAAUGAAGGUUACGCAUUAAAGAAUUUUUAUCUAUUUGUAGAUACUUGCCAUGAUACUUGUUUAACUUGUAAUGGACCAGCAGCAAAUCAGUGUUUAAGUUGCCCAUCUAAUUCGGAUUAAAGUGGAAGUACGUGCUAAUGUAAAAGCGGUUACUAUGCCCAAAAUAAUUCUUGUAUUAGAUCUUGCUCAUCAGGUUUUAAAUAAGAUGCAACAGGAUAAUUCUGUGUUUUAGAUUUUUGCGAUAAAGCAAAAUGCAAAUCUUGUGAUAAUGUUUUAGAUAUAUGUACUGAUUGUCUUUCAGGGCUUUUUUUGAUAGAUGGAUAGUGUGUAGAUGAAUGCCCCUCAUAUUCGACAGCUAGCGGAUCGAUAUGUGAAGAUCUAAAAUCUAAAACUAGCAAUGGAGUUUACUUGCUUAAAAGUAUGUUUGACACUAAUUUCGGAGAAAGCGAAGUGCAAGGUGCAGGUAUCACAAUUGAAGGAUUUUAAGGAUUCAACAAUAAGGAAAGUGGAGCACUAACUACCUCCUGUGGUGGUAAGUCAUUAUUAGGAGGAGCAUACUUAAGUUCUGAAAAAGCUAUUAUUACCUCUACUUUGUAUAGUGGAUUAGAUCCUCACUGGUCAGUAGUUAUUGGUUAUACUCUUUAUAAAAUCGAUUCUUGGAGUUCUGAGAGUGUCUAAUUAUUUGUAGAUAAUAAAUCCAGAGUUUCUACAGUAAGGAGUGAAAGUGAUGGAGACUCAAAUAUAUGUGGAAGAUUAUCGAAGAAAGACUAAAUAAUAAAAGUUUCUAAAAAUAUUACUCAUUCUAGCUCAACUCUUUAAUUUAAUAUAAAAUCUUAUUUAAGAGGAGAUUCUUUUACUAAAUCUUUUGGAAUUAGAGAGUUGUAUAUUCUAGUAGACUAUUGCUCAAGUAAUUGCAAAGAAUGCAACGCCUCAGGAUGUGUCAAAUGCAAUUCUACCUAUUAUUUGUAUAAUUCUUAGUGUAUUUUAGCUUGCCCAGAUGGGUAUACCUCUGAUAGUGAUAAUACUUGUUAAGCAUGUCACUCCACUUGUCUAACUUGUUCAUCACCAUCGAGCACCUCAUGCUUAACUUGCAGAGAUAAUAAUUAUUUAAAUCCAGACCGUACUUGCAAAGAGAGCUGCCCUUCUCAAUUCUGGGGUGAUGACUCAAAAUGGUAAUGCAAAUAAUGUGAUGCACCAUGCUACAAUUGUUAAAAUCCAGGUAAUUCAAAUUCAUGUACAAGCUGUAGUGGAACUUUAUACUUACUAGGAAACCAGUGUUCAAGUGAUUGCCCUGCUCAUACAUUUAAAUUAACUUAAACUUUCAAUAAUAUAUGUUAAACAUGCCAUUCGUCUUGUAAAACUUGUGAUGGAGCUACAAGCAAUAAUUGUUUGAGUUGUGAAGCCCCAGACUUAUUUUAUUAAAAGGGUUCCAAGACUUGUUCAGAUACUUGCUAAUUAAAUUAAUUUAAAAAUACAAGUAAUUAGGAGUGUACUUCUUGUCAUACUACUUGCGCUUCUUGUUCUGGUCCCUAAAAUAACUAAUGUUUGUCUUGCUCAGGUGCUUUAUUUUUGUUCGAAAAUUAAUGCAUUCCAGACUGUCCUGAAAAUUAUUUUAAAAAUACUUUAAAUAAUUAAUGUACUCUAUGCCAUGCUAAUUGCUUGACAUGCAACGGAAGUGGUUCUAAUAACUGUCUUUCUUGUUCACCAUCAAGCUUACUAGAUCUUAGUUCACAUUAAUGUGUAUCUGAAUGUAGCUCAAACCAAUAUUCCGAUACAAUCUUAAAUCAAUGUAAACAAUGUGAUUCUACAUGCUUAACAUGUGAUGGGUCAGGAAUAAAUAGUUGUUUGAGCUGUUUAGGACCAAAUUUAUUUUACUAAGCAGACUCUAAGAGUUGUGUUACUAUUUGCCGUCCUAAUUAAUUUUAAGACGCAAUAAAUCAACUAUGUUCAUCUUGUGAUCCUUCUUGCAAAACUUGCUCAGGUCCUAGUAGUAGUAACUGUCUUACUUGCUCAAGAGGUCUAAUUUUACAUGAUAACGAAUGCAUCAACAGUUGUCCUGAAUAAUUUUACUAUGAUGUCGUAAAUGAUAUAUGCUCUCCAUGCAAUUCUAAAUGUCUUACAUGCAGUGGAAGCGGAUCUGAUAAUUGUCUUUCUUGCAAAUUAAAUACUUAUUUAGAUCCUUCCACACAUAGAUGUGUAGAAGGUUGUAAUAAGAAUUAGUAUAUUGAUCAUGUUUCUAAAGAAUGUAAAUAGUGUGAUAUUUUGUGCAAAACUUGUUAUGGACCAGAUAGUAAUAAUUGUUUAAGUUGUGAAGGACCAGACUUAUUUUAUUAAGAGAUCUUCAAAAAGUGCGUUUAGGAUUGUGAUAAAAAUUAAUAUAAAAAUGAAGUUAAUUAGACAUGCUCAACUUGUGAUCCCUAAUGUGCUACUUGCUUUGGUCCUGGUAGUAAUAACUGUCUCUCUUGCCCAAGAAAUCUAAUUCUAAGUUUAGGAUAAUGUGUUGAAGUAUGUCCUGUCUCAUAUUAUAAAAAUAGUGAUAUUAAUGAAUGUCUUCCAUGCGAUCCUACAUGUUAAAAUUGUGACGGUCCUUUAGAAAGCAACUGUACAGAAUGUCCAUAAGGAUUGCUAUUAUAAGAAAAUAAAUGUGUAUCAAAAUGUGAUGACUCUUAUUAUGUUAACCCCUUUUCUAGCAUUUGCCAAAAAUGUGAUUCUUCUUGUCAAACAUGUUUUGGACCUUCAGAAUCUGAAUGCUCUUCUUGUGCCUUAGAUUUAAUUUAUUUGAAUAACUCUUGCCUUAAUGAAUGCCCUAAAAACUAUUUUACAGUUUAGUAAACUGAUGUUUUAGAAUGCUUUGAAUGCCAUAGAUAUUGCUAGCUAGGAUGUUCUGGUCCGCUUAAAGAGGAUUGUGAUUAGAUAAAAUACCAAUAUUAAAUAGUUAUUUUUAUUUUUGUUGCUAAAAGUAUUCUCUGGAUAGUUUCUUCAGUUAUUGGUUACUUUUUAGAUAAAAGAUAAUCUAAGACAUUUAAUUCUAUCAUUAAAUCUCCUCGUUAUGUAAGUAAAAGUGAAAAGGUUUCUAAAAUUAGUCUAAAAUAAGAGGAUGAUAAGUAAGAGGAUAGUUAGCAAUAAGAAGAGUAAAGUUAAAACAUUGAAGAAUUACAAAAUGAAUUAGAAAACUAAUAAAACUAAAAAUAAAACAAUUUAGAAGAUGUUUAAAAUUUAAAUUUCUUAGAAUAAAUUAUGUAAUCACAUAUAACAACCAAAAAAAUAAAACCAAGAAAAAAAUUUCAGAAUUCUUAAAGGUCUAUUUAAAUUUUAGAGUAUCAAUAAACUAAUUUAGAAUCAAAUCAUCACUCUCAAACUAAGAUGUCCAGUUUAUGUUUUCCUACUAUUGGUACUAUUUAAAACUUUAAUAAAACCAAUAACCAAUAAGUUGUAGAUAAUUAAGGAUAGGAUAAUUAAUCUUCCUAAUAACAGGCCUAUCUUGCAAACAAUAAAUUUAAAUUCACAAUACUAGGAAAUGAGUGGGUUUCUUUGUUUUACUUUUAUGAUUAAGAAGUUUCCAGAGUUACAAGGGCUAUUUUAAUAUUUUUAAAGUAUUAGGCGUUUUUCUUAUCUUCUGAGCUAGUUUACUCUGUUUUAAAAACCACCUAAGAAAUUUUAUUAAAAAAGUCUAUGAAAUUUUUGUCAGUUAUUUUUUUCACUCUCAUUCUAAGUUCAAGUCUCUACAUUGCCUUUUGGUUUGCACCAUAACUUCAAAAUUUGUAUCUUUAGAAAGAUAAAGCAUGGAGUCUUUAUGUUGGAUUGCUAUUGAUAUGUGAUUUCUUCAUACUGUAAUAAGUUUUAAGUUUUAUUUAAUAUAUCUUUACGAUCAAAUACUUAAAUUCUUUACAAA